Molecule: messenger RNA, 3510 nt
Organism: Cyprinodon variegatus (sheepshead minnow)
Lineage: Eukaryota; Metazoa; Chordata; Actinopteri; Cyprinodontiformes; Cyprinodontidae
Gene: erlin1
Product: erlin-1-like
Exons: 12
Coding region: 280-1296 (338 amino acids)
Biological process (GO): SREBP signaling pathway
Cellular component (GO): endoplasmic reticulum; endoplasmic reticulum membrane
Molecular function (GO): cholesterol binding; ubiquitin protein ligase binding
Source: RefSeq, a predicted model, not a curated record
UGUCGUUUAUUCCUCUGCUUGCAUGAUUAUGAUUAUGUUUGAGCGCCGUGAAAGUUAAAGUAGUUUGUUAGCUUAAUGCUAAAGUUAGCGUUAGCUCAAAGCACUGACAGUUGCUGACUUCAGAAUACAGCAGAUAAUGAAAGCUAGCUAGCUAGGUUAGCCUGAUCAAACUAAUGCUUGGUCAGCGUCUAAUUACUGCCGUGGUUGAUACUCUGGCUUCUGCAUUGGUAUAGAUGAAACGUGUUUUCCCGGUAAAUUCAAAGGUGAGUGCAAGAAAGGAUGACGAUGCCGCAUGUGGGGGCUGUAUUUGCAACGGUAGCCGGGGUGAUGGCCAUCCUUUUGCACUCCUCUAUUCACAAGAUAGAGGAAGGUCACCUUGCUGUUUACUACAGAGGUGGCGCGUUACUGACCUCUCCCAAUGGCCCGGGCUAUCACAUUAUGCUGCCUUUCAUUACCACAUACAGAGCAGUGCAGACUACGCUUCAAACCGAUGAGAUCAAGAAUGUGCCUUGUGGAACAAGUGGAGGUGUGAUGAUUUAUUUCGACAGGAUAGAAGUCGUUAAUAUGUUGGUUCCUUCAGCAGUUGUUGAUACUGUGAGGAACUACACUGCUGACUAUGACAAAACUCUAAUUUUCAACAAGAUCCACCAUGAACUAAACCAGUUCUGCAGCGUCCAUACUCUGCAAGAGGUCUACAUCGAGCUGUUUGAUAUUAUAGAUGAGAAUCUAAAAACUGCAUUACAGAAGGAUCUUAAUGCCAUGGCACCUGGACUAACAAUACAGGCAGUACGUGUAACCAAACCAAAGAUCCCAGAGGCUAUAAGGAGGAACUUUGAACUAAUGGAGGCUGAGAAGACCCGUCUGUUAAUAACAGCUCAAACUCAAAAAGUGGUAGAGAAGGAAGCAGAGACUGAAAGAAAGAAAGCCAUUAUUGAGGCUCAGAAAGUGGCUCAAGUAGCAGAGAUCCAUUUCAGACAGAAAGUCAUGGAGAAAGAGACGGAGAAAAAGAUCUCUGAAAUAGAAGACGCGGCUUUCCUGGCGAGGGAGAAGGCAAAGGCUGAUGCAGAAUAUUACACUGCUGCCAAGUCUGCAGAAGCAAACAGGCUGAAAUUAACACCAGAGUACUUGGAGCUCAUGAAGUACCAGGCCAUAGCGGCCAACAGUAAGAUCUACUUUGGCCAGGACAUUCCUAACAUGUUCAUGGAAGGACAUAAUGGCGCUGCUAAACCUGUGCCCUCACCGAAAUUACCCAGAGCUGAGCAAGAGCUGCCUAAAGUGAAGCAGAGUUCACAGUGAGUUCACAGCUGAGCCUCUGCCCAGGACAAGACAAGCUGAUGGAAGCUGUCUUAUCACUGGACCUUUGCCGCAUGUUUGGUGAACAACACACUUUGGUCUUAAAUUGACGUUGGCAAAUAUAGAGUUGGAGAGGGAGAAGGUGCGAGUUAGAAUACACAGGAGCAUUUUUAAAGGAAGAACAAUGCCGUCUUGAUGCCUGAGAAGGUGACGGAGUAGUCGCCGCAACUUAUACCUGCUUUUUGUUCCCCUUUUAUUAGAGCAUUUUAAUUUGCUUUUGGCGCUGUUUUGUGCAACAACUUUGAUUUGUGAUCGGUAUGAGUUACUGAUUUUCCAACUCCUGGUAUGGCUACACUGAAAUCUGACUGGUGACACUAAUUAAAAGUUGACUGGAGAAGGUUUAUGAGUGAGUUAAGACAUCUGUGCCAUCUUUUUCUGUCCUCUCUUAAUCCAAGCCUGAGAACUAAUUAAUUAACGCAUCAAGUCAAAUGCUGCUAGUGGUUAAGUUUAGGCAUUAAGCAUUACAUAUUCAGUUAAAUAUAAAAAACUCCAGGUGUUUUGGAUCCCUCCUUCAUCUUCUAUUGACUAAAAUCUUACAUAUUUGGAGGAGAGUAGUGGGUACAUAUCAGAUUGUUGAUUGUUUAUUUUCUCUCUUUUUUUUUUUUUUUCUUUGGUGAUUUUUCUGUUGGUUUGCUGAAAUUUCUGUGACAUCUACUGUGAAGACAAUUGAGGAAAAAGGGAUGCAAGUCGUCUUAGAAAACUAAACAAAAAUGCUUAACAGCGAUUUAAUCAGUAGUCGUAUGGAAAUAUGUCAGCAUGCUUCUUGCUUUGUUUGGUUUUGAUUAACAGGGCUAUGCAUGUUCAUUGUUUUUUCCUUCUUGAUUUAGAUGAUUAUUAGAACCCACUAUUGUCUCCUUAGACAACUUGUUCAGAAAUAAUUAAAUGUAAAUGCUCAGGAAGUUUAUUUUAUUCUAAUAAGACGGUGUCUGGUUUAUCAAGCGAUGCUAUACUUUUGUCAGUUAAACCCCCCAAAAAAACUAUUUAAUAAAAACAUUGUUUUCAACCACAAUAAAACACUGAUAUUAAUGAAAGCAACAUUUUCUCAUCCAUUCAACUCAGAAGGUUUAUGUGACAAUAUCCUGAUAAGGGUUUAAGGUUAAAAUAAUUACAAAUUACCUUCAAGUUUGUCUUUGUUUUACAGAUUUAUUGUAGAAAUUGACUGGAAUUUUCUAAAAACUGUAAUUUUUAUGUUUUUUAGAGUUUAAUGGCGACACACAGCUCUAGGUUCCAGGGAUAAUAUAAGGUUGUGUGCAAAAUAACAGCAGUGUUUAAAACCUUUAGUAAAGCUCAACAUUUCUAUAAAUUAUAAGCAAUGGAAAUUCAAGCUAACAGCUAAACAUGAGAGAAAAAUUACUUUGGGAAGUAAGGAAAAGGGGAAAAUUAUGCUCAAAAAUCUAAAGUAUGGAUAUAUAUUUUAAUGACUGUCCUAAAAAAACCGACUCACGUUUGUAGUUUGGAGUCAACCAACUUCAAGCCCAGGACUGCUGCUAUGAACACGGCCCUUUCAAUUAAAGAUUCAGUUACAUACGGUAAGUUAGAUUUAAGACAUGACUGUUGGUUUUCUAUUACUUUGCUUCACCAACCAGUGAAUUAUUUAUUUUUUAGAAAUAGAACAUCUAUCCAAAACUGUGAUGUUACCCUGCUGUUGUUUUGAACACAACCAAAAGUUUAAGUUCCUUUUUAUUUGAACUGCAACACAGAAACAAGCUGUUUUUAAAAGGAUAAGUCGGUGCUAGUUUUUUUUUUCAUUGGUUUCAAGACAUUUGAUCUUUUUUUAAGUUUAUUUAGCUUUAAAGUAACUUUAGUAUUCAGAAGUCAAGCCUUAAAUGUCUAAAGGGUUUACCCCCAACAUGUACACUUACAGACUGAAACAUUCAGUGACUCCUACAAUCUAAAAAGCACCGACUGGAUUCUAGUCAGCUGAAGACACAGCUGGCAGCGGACACUACUUGUGCUUGUUUACUCUGCCUCUACGUGACAGACGCUGCAUUGCUUUGGUGACGGGUUCAACUGUUGAAUCUAAAGGAGGGGUAUGAUUUAUGUAUGAAUUUCUUUUUGUUGUUAAUAUUUUGUACAAUCUGUGAAAUUAAAACAUUGUCUUAUUGUUUUACAAAGUUUAUAUGCAAACAUGUUUUCCAGUUUUGACAAUGUUUUUAU